Aspergillus wentii DTO 134E9 is the source of this 1650-nucleotide messenger RNA. RefSeq names its product SOS response-associated peptidase. Gene Ontology annotation, biological process: DNA damage response. The coding region runs from base 84 to 1361 and encodes 425 amino acids. Gene Ontology annotation, molecular function: single-stranded DNA binding. The transcript has 3 exons. The record is from RefSeq and is a predicted model, not a curated record. NCBI's taxonomy places the organism in Eukaryota, Fungi, Ascomycota, Eurotiomycetes, Eurotiales, Aspergillaceae.
CGAGAGAUGUCUUUUCAAAAUAUUAUAAUCCAUUUAUGACUGGAACCUAUCCUAACUAGUUCACUUGCUACUUUAGUUUCAAAAUGUGCGGGCGAUAUGCUCUGGGGGUGCGCAUGGCCUUCGUUCAGCAGCGUAUGCGGGAACAGGGAAUGCCAGUAGAUGAAGCUCCUGAAGAUGACGAAGUAAGAGAGACGUACAACUUUGCGCCGGGCAACAUGGGCGCAGUCUAUCGAGCCGACGACGGUCCUUACCGCGGCCACGGCGACCCGGAAGAACAAGAUGGUACGGACAACCCAGAGCAGCAAUCACUGGCGCGCGCAGAUCCGCUUCAUAAGAAGGAGCCCACAUAUAAGCUUCAAAGUAUGAAAUGGGGACUCAUUCCGUUCUGGACCAAGCGCCAGCCGGACUAUGGUUCUUUGAUGCGAACUAUCAACUGUCGCGAUGACUCUUUGAUCGAUGACAAGGGAAUGUGGACAUCUAUGAAACGGAAGAAGCGAUGCGUUGUGGUCUGCCAGGGGUUCUAUGAAUGGUUGAAAAAGGGACCAGGAGGGAAGGAGAAAGUCCCGCAUUAUACCAAGCGCAAGGAUGGUGACUUGAUGUAUUUUGCAGGGCUUUGGGAUAGUGUUUCCUAUCAAGAAUCUGAAGAGAAGCUCUAUACAUACACCAUUAUCACGACAUCGUCAAAUCCUUACUUGAAAUUCCUUCAUGAUCGAAUGCCAGUGAUACUAGAGCCUGGAAGCGACGCAAUGAAGACAUGGUUGGAUCCCAACAAAACUACAUGGUCAAAGGAACUACAAUCUAUACUCAAGCCAUAUGAGGGUGAACUGGAAUGCUAUGCUGUUCCCAAAGAAGUCGGAAAGGUAGGGAACAACUCGCCCGAUUUCAUAGUUCCGGUAAGCAGCAAGGAGAAUAAGAGCAAUAUCGCGAAUUUCUUUGCAAAUGCGAAGAAAAAGAAAGGCGAGCCGCAAAUCAAGACAGAAAAUGAAGAUACCAAAGCACCUGAAAACGAUCCUAGUUUGCUCGAGCAGAAAAUCAUGAAGGACAAAGAUAAACAACGUACCACACAGGAUGAUGAGUGGAGCGAGGACAAUGCUCCGGUGCCUGUACCGGGUGUCAAGAGAGAACGCCCUCUAGAAGACCCUGGUGAUAUUAGCGGCGAGGAUAUCAAGAAACAGAAGAUUUACACGGCUGCUACACCUUCACCAAAGGCGCAUAAGCUAGCAACGGCACCCAAGUCUUCGGAAAUCUCUACAGGAAGGAAGACACGGAGUGCCACCCAUAACAUCACACCCUCAAAGAAGGCAAUCGAAAAGAAAUCGACUGAUGGAUCUCAACGGAUCACGAAUUUCUUCAGGAAAUAAUAAUAUGUAGUCACGUUCCCGCGAAGGUUUGAGAUCUGUUUGAGUUCUCAACGGGCUGAGCCCAGGAGGCCAACUGUUCUUAUUCUUUGAAAGGAGAUUUCGACUGUCCAGCAGCUCUAACAUAGUAUUCAAUCCAAAAAAAGUGUUGUUACAUGGCAUUUAGGGGUGUUCUCUACUGAGAUCCCUGUUCACGCAACUUUUGAACCAACUUUUCUCUGAGAAAGGGACUUAAACCGAGACUAGAUUUCGAUGUUAGCGCCAUAGCUAAAAGAAAAGAAAAAGAAAAGAA